Messenger RNA from Ipomoea nil (Japanese morning glory), 1235 nucleotides. Its product is annotated as putative methyltransferase At1g22800. Gene Ontology annotation, biological process: mitochondrial respiratory chain complex I assembly. The transcript has 11 exons. Gene Ontology annotation, cellular component: mitochondrion. Gene Ontology annotation, molecular function: S-adenosylmethionine-dependent methyltransferase activity. The record is from RefSeq and is a predicted model, not a curated record. Bases 65 to 1069 code for a protein of 334 amino acids. NCBI's taxonomy places the organism in Eukaryota, Viridiplantae, Streptophyta, Magnoliopsida, Solanales, Convolvulaceae.
AGAUCAAACUCGGGAAAAUCUCCAGCACAGUGUAGUGCUUCUGAACAGCGAACUGUCACCGGAAAUGAGGAGAGGCGCGAACGCCAUAGCUCUAUGUCGGAGGGGCCUCAGAUCAUACUGCACUGAAAACAUCGAUGGAUUGCAGAGCUCCAAACUUAGAAUCUUCGAUCGCCAGCUUAAACGCAAACAGCGUGAUAGAGCGGCAUGGUUGAUGCGCCCCAACGAUUCCUUGCUUGAUAAUGUUUCCGAGAAUUUGCUUGAUCGUUUGGAGGAUUGUAGAAAAGCAUUUCCUACAGCAUUGUGUAUGGGGGGCUCCCAUGAAGCAGUUAGGCGCUUGUUACGCGGGCGUGGCGGUAUUGAAAAACUAAUUAUGAUGGAUUCAUCAUCCGACAUGAUCAAAGUAUGUAAAGAUGCUCAGCAAGAUAACCCCAAUGAGAAUGUUGAAACAUCAUUUAUUGUUGGUGAUGAAGAGUUUUUGCCUAUCAAAGAAAGUUCCUUGGAUCUCGUCAUUAGUAGCUUGGGACUACAUUGGACAAAUGAUCUUCCUGGAGCUAUGAUCCAGUGUAGAUUAGCACUGAAGCCCGAUGGUCUAUUCUUGGCAGCAAUUCUUGGUGGAGAAACAUUAAAGGAACUGAGAAUAGCAUGUACUGUAGCUCAAAUGGAACGUGAAGGAGGCAUUAGUCCACGGAUGUCACCUUUGGCACAUGUGCGGGAUGCUGGAAACCUUUUGACCAGGGCAGGCUUCACUCUUCCUGGUGUAGAUGUUGAUGAAUAUGUUGUCAGAUAUAAGAGUGCUUUGGAGCUGAUAGAGCAUCUUCGUGCUAUGGGUGAAACUAAUGCCCUCUUACAAAGAAGCAAUAUCUUGAAGAGGGACACAGCUAUUGCUACAGCAGCCAUUUACGAAUCGAUGUUUGCUGCAGAUGAUGGCACCAUUCCAGCAACAUUCCAGGUCAUAUACAUGACUGGGUGGAGGGAGCAUCCUUCUCAACAGAAGGCCAAGUGUAGAGGCUCUGCCACAGUAUCCUUUCAGGACAUUCAGAAGCAGUUUGGUGGCAAUAGUAAUACCUGAAGUGUUGAACCAUCCACAUGUGUUGUAUAAAUGUAUUCUGAUCUGUGGACCUCCGCAGAUUUUGAUAGGUGCACAAAUAAAUCAUAGUAUUUAUUUACUAAUUUCUGUAUCCCGUGAACAACACAAACCCUUUUUCACUUGACCUAAUGCAUUUUCAUAAAUAAUA